Trichoderma gamsii is the source of this 7320-nucleotide messenger RNA. RefSeq names its product acetyltransferase. The transcript has 6 exons. The coding region runs from base 1 to 7320 and encodes 2439 amino acids. Lineage: Eukaryota; Fungi; Ascomycota; Sordariomycetes; Hypocreales; Hypocreaceae. Gene Ontology annotation, molecular function: phosphopantetheine binding; fatty acid synthase activity; oxidoreductase activity. Gene Ontology annotation, biological process: secondary metabolite biosynthetic process; fatty acid biosynthetic process. The record is from RefSeq and is a predicted model, not a curated record.
AUGGAGCCUUUCGAUGGUGCACCGCCGCCAAUCGCCAUUGUCGGAAUAGGAUUGAAACUCCCAGGUGGUAUCACAACAACAGAACAAUAUUGGGAUCUCCUCAUAAACAAAAAGAGUACGCAGACACAGGUCCCGGAUAACCGAUACGGCGCGCACGCCUUCGAAAGCAAAUUAGGGACACCGGGUACUUUGAAAAGCACAUACGGACACUAUCUGGAAGGCGAUCUAGAGAAAUGGGAUGCAUCAUUCUUCUCUAUGAGUAAGAAUGAGGUCGAGAAGCUUGAUCCGCAGCAUAGGCUGUUGCUUGAGGUUAUAUGGGAGUGCAUGGAGGUUGGUGGACAGAAGCGUUGGCGUGGUCGCAACAUCGGUUGCUAUGUUGGCGUAUUUGGCGAAGAUUGGCUGGAUCUAUAUGCCAAAGACCCUCAGCAUUUAGGAACGCACCGAAUCUUGACUGGAGGUGAUUUUGCCUUGUCAAACCGGGCUUCUUACGAAUAUGAUCUGAAAGGCCCUAGCAUGACUAUCCGCACUGCGUGCUCGUCUUCACUUGUCGCCCUUCAUGAAGCAUGCCAAGCCAUUUAUACUGGGGAGUGUGAAUCUGCUAUUGUUGCUGGAACCAGCCUUUUUCUUUCGCCGACCAUGACUAUCGCCUUGUCUGAACAAGGAGUCCUCUCACCAACUGGAUCAUGCAAGACUUUUGAUGCCAAAGCAGACGGCUAUGCUCGCGGUGAGGCAAUCAAUGCCAUCUUCAUCAAAAAGCUGGAAGACGCUAUUCGUGAUGGAGAUCCGAUCCGUGGUGUUAUCAGAGGCACAGCUACCAAUUUUGACGGCAAGACUAUUGGGAUUACUAACCCCAAUCAAGAGGCUCACGUAGCUCUCAUGCGUCGGGCCUAUGAAGUGGCCAAGAUAUCCAAUAUUAACGACACUGCGUUUGUUGAAUGCCAUGGGACAGGGACACAAGUUGGUGAUCCCAUGGAGACCGGAGCCGUGGGCCGAGUUUUUGGGAAUCGAGGCACAUAUAUUGGAUCUGUGAAACCAAAUAUUGGUCAUGGAGAAGGUGCUUCCGGCUUGAGUAGUUUGAUCAAGGCUGUAUUAUCUCUGGAACAUGAGACUAUUCCGCCACAAGUAAACUUCUCCAAUCCGAAUCCAAGAAUCAAAUGGGACAAAUACAAUUUGAGAGUUCCAACGGAGCCCACGUCAUGGCCAAAGGACCGCUUGAAGCGUGUAUCGGUAAACUGCUUCGGCGUGGGAGGCGCCAAUGCUCAUGUAAUUAUUGAUUCGGCAAAGUCCUACAUCUCACAGAAACAGGCGGUGCUGGACACUAGCCCUCACUUGCUCGUGUUCUCUGCCCACCAAGGUGUCUCCUUGAAAGAGAGAGCCGCCGCUGUAUUUAAUUACGCAAAACAGCAUCAUGCCCAAUUGCCAAAUAUCGCAUAUACUCUAGGAUGCAGAAGAGACAACUUGGCUCAGCGUGCCUUUGCUGUCUAUGAUGGUGUUAAUACUCCUGAGCUCUCCCCUAUUGUCAAACCUAAAGAUCCCCCUCGGGUGAAUUUUGUCUUUACCGGACAAGGCGCACAAUGGGCGGAAAUGGGAGCUGAUCUUCUCCCUCAGUAUCCCAUAUUCCGUGACACCAUUCAUGCGAUGGAUGCUGCUCUUAAGAAACUGCCUCAUCCCCCCAAGUGGACAAUAGAAGAGGAGCUCAUGCGCCCUGCGGAAGAAAGCAAGAUUCAGCAGCCGGAAUUUUCACAGCCAAUAUGCACUGCGCUUCAGAUAGGCCUUGUGAGCCUGCUAAAAGGCUGGGGCAUUACUCCUGCGGCUGUGGUUGGCCACUCCAGUGGCGAGAUGGGAGCUGCAUAUGCAGCUGGCGCGCUGACUCUAGAGGAAGCGAUCAUUAUCGCUUACUAUCGCGGUCAAGUCACUCAAAACUACGGUCGAGUUGGUGCUAUGGCAGCCGUUGGCCUUGGCCGCGAAGCCGUUGUCACUUAUCUUCGAGAAGGCGUUGUUGUUGCUUGCGAGAAUAGUCCCAAAAGCGUCACAUUAUCAGGAGACGUUGAACUUCUGGAUAAGGUCAUUGCUCAUAUAAAGAAAGAUUUACCAGAAACCUUUGCUCGCAAGCUGAAAGUUGAAAGAGCCUACCAUUCGCACCACAUGUGUGAAAUUGGCGGCAUGUACGAGAAGCUGUUAGAUGGCUUUGUGAAAGAUACAAAGCCUUCUGUUCCUUUCUUUUCUAGCGUUACCCAAAAACAAAUCAAGAGAUCCGGUCAGCUGGGGCCAUCUUAUUGGAGGCAAAAUUUGGAAAAUCCAGUAUUAUUUUCUCCAGCAGUGCAGCUCAUGGUGCAUUCCGCCGUGGAAGAUGCAGUAUAUCUAGAGAUUGGUCCUCACGCCGCUCUGUCUGGUCCCCUACGAGAUAUCUUCAAGUCAGUACAGACGUCAACUGCAUCUACCUAUGUUGCUACUCUCAUUCGAAAUGAAAAUGGCCCCAAAUCAAUACUCAGCUCCCUUGGAAGACUAUACCAGGAGGCCGUCCCUGUUAAUCUUGCUGCCGCAACAGCAGGUCGCACCGUUCUAACAAAUCUUCCCAACUACGCAUGGCAACAUGACACUACAUAUUGGUACGAGAGCCGAGUUUCACGCGAUUGGCGCCUUCGCAAGUUCCAUCCUCAUGAACUUCUUGGAAACCGCAUCUUGGAAUCUGACGAUUUGGAACCUACUUGGAGGAACAUGCUCCGCUUAGACGAUGUUCCUUGGGCUCGAGAUCAUAAGAUUCAAGACGAUAUCGUUCUACCUGCUGCAGCUUAUAUCGCAAUGGCUAUAGAGGCUCUUAGACAGCUCAAUGGCGGCGGCGAGAUAGAUGCAUCUCUAAAGCAAGUGGAGAUCCAAAAUGCUUUAAUUCUGAAAGAACAGCAAGCACACGAAAUUAUAACGCACUUUCGUCCUGUCCGCCUAACUUCUAAACUCAAUUCUAUCUGGUACGAGUUUUCUAUCUCAUCAUUCAAUGGCGCCUCUUGGACGAAGCACUGUGUGGGCAAAGUGAGGUCGGGCAAAGAAAUCAGCGCUGGUAGCGAGGAUGUUGGAGAACAACCGCGUCAGGUUUCUACUGCCGGAUGGUAUCGUGUCAUGAAGAAAGUAGGGCUAAACUAUGGACCCGAGUUCCAGGGCUUGUCCGACAUUUCAGUCUAUCCUGGACGCUGUGCUGCUGCUGCCACCGUCAAAAAUCGCGAUUUAACGCUUGAUCCUUACUAUCCCCUGCAUCCCAGCAUCAUAGACCUUGUGCUACAAGCGUUUACUGUUGCAAUUGCCGAUGGGCUAACUCGACAACUCGGUCAGCUCUGUGUGCCAACAUACAUUGAUGAGCUAUACAUCAGCAAUGGCCAGCCUGAGAUGCGACUCGGCACUGCCGCUAUAUCAAGCGCGACGGGGGCAAUUCGCGGCUCAGCGACUAUCAUGGCCGAUAAUAAAAUGGUUUUGAGCUUACGAAAUGGAGAGUUCAGUCCUUUGGAAAACGGUGAUGAAGAAAAGACCGGUUCCAUGACAGCUGCUCAUCUACACUGGAAGCCACAUAUCGAUUUCAUUUCGCCAAAUAACCUCAUCUACACAGUCCAACCUUCGCCAGAUGUAGAUGAAGUAGCAAACAUUGAAAAGCUAGCGCUUUUAUGCCAAUUAUCGAUACUUCAAAACAGGGAACAAACUCAGAUUCCUAAGACUUAUGCGUACUUCAACAGGUGGCUCAUUAAACAACGAGCAAAGGCUCUUGAAGGCAAAUAUGAAAAUGUGCCAGACAGCGCGUAUCUCGCUCAACUUAGUCCGAUAAAGGUCAAAGCAGAGAUUGAACAUACGAAAGAGCGUCUUUUGCGAACUGGCUGUGCUAAAGUUGCUACUGUUCUUCAUCAACUUGCCAUGAGCGCAGAGGCUAUCUUCAGGGGCGAGCAGAGCAUGAAUGAUGUGCUCAAAGACGAUGAUGGCUUGCAUAGCUUAUACAGCUUCAUUGAUAGCAGAAGUGACUUCUCACCUCUCUUUAGCACGCUUGCUCAUGUCAAUCCAACAAUGAGAGUGCUAGAGCUUGGCAUUGGAGCCUCCGAUAUUUCCGCAAAGGCCUUGGAAGCCCUCGUCAACUCAACCGGUGAGAAUUGUUACAGCACGUAUAUUUACACAGCUCGCGAUGAGGGGUCUCUCGACUUUGCCCGACAGAAGCUUAAAGGAUAUGAGAAUGUAGAGUUCAAAAGUCUCGAUCUCGCUAAAGAUCUGAUAUCGCAAGAUUUUGAGCUUGCAUCUUUCGACCUCAUCAUUGCCACCAAAGCCUUUUACCGCUGUUCUAGUAUUGAGAGUUCUCUUACAAAUAUUCGCAAACUAAUUAGGCCAAAUGGUCGACUACUUAUCCAAGAGGUAUUGCCCAAUGCAAACUUUUACAACUUCAUAAUGGGCUUCUAUCCCGAACAGUGGGAGGGAAAGGAAGACGACCGUGAGGAUAAGAACUUGUUCGAGGCAAAUCAGUGGGAUAAUCUCCUACUAGAAGCUGGAUUCACUGGCAGCGAAGGCUUGACUCUAGACAAAGACAAUAUCGCAAUGAGUGUUCUUACCACGGCAGCUGUCCAACCAAGGGAUUACAAGAAGGUCACUCUUCUUGGCCAUAGUGAAUCCGAAGAUCAUACACAAUGCCUUUCUAAACUACUUAGUUCACAAGGGUAUGAAGUUGAGUUUCGCACGCUUACUCAAGAGCCGGAUCCGGAUGCGGAUGCCAUAUCUCUACUAGAUCUGCAUGACACAAUCUUCUUUGAGAUGAGUAAAAGCACAUUUAGUGCAUGGCAGCGCUACAUCGGCAAGUUUCCCGCUGACAAAGGAUUAUUAUGGGUGACUGGUCACGCUCAAGUGGGAUCACAAGAUCCUCGAUAUGCAACUACGAUUGGGGCGACUCGCAAUAUUAGAUCUGAGCUUUCAUUGGAUUUUGCAACACUUGAGUUAGACUUGGAGAAUUUUGGUGCAGAAGCAGUUCUAAAUGUCUUCGAAAAAUUCCGCAAUAGGAUCAAAGACGAUGAGUUUGACCCUGAAUGGGAAUAUGCCAUUGUCAAUGGUAGAGUCAUGGUCCCGAGAUAUCAGUGGAUAGAUAUCGCAGAGCACAGCGGAGAAGAAGCGCAUAUUGAGUUCGACUCUCCGAAGAAACUCGAGAUUGCACGCAUGGGCCAACUUCAGACUUUACAGUGGAUAGAGGAUGAAGUUAUCCCGUUGCAAGAUGAUCAAGUGGAGAUUGAGCCUCGUGCUGUCGGUAUGAACUUCAAAGAUAUUCUUGUGGCUAUGGGUAUUGUUGAGGGCUACAAACCGGGUCUCGGUAUUGAGUGUUCUGGCAUCGUUCGCAAAACCGGUAGUAACGUCAAAGGCUUGUUACCUGGAGAUCGAGUCAUGGCUAUCGGCCACGGAUGUUUUACAACAAACUUUCUUUCCGACGCAAGCCUAGUUGUUAAGAUACCCCAUAAUCUUAGCUUUGAAGAGGCGGCUACAGUUCCGUGUGUUUAUGCUACAGCAAUUCAUGCUCUUAUCAACCUUGGUGGGCUGCGUGAAGGCAUGUCAGUUCUCGUCCACUCAGCUUGUGGCGGCGUUGGAAUAGCAGCACUUAACAUCUGUAAAAUGAUGGGCGCUGAGAUUUACGCCACUGUUGGAAAUGCUGAAAAGGUCCAAUAUCUAGUAGAUAACUUUGACAUCCCGCGCGAAAACAUCUUCAACUCCCGUGAUUCUUCGUUCUACGAGAAUCUAAUGGAAGCUACUAAUGGCAGAGGUGCUGACCUGGUGCUGAAUUCUUUGUCGGGAGAACUCCUCCACACAUCAUGGAAAUGCGUUGCUCCCUUCGGCAAAAUGCUUGAAAUUGGUAAACGCGAUUUCAUCGGCCGAGGACAGCUCGGCAUGGAGACAUUUGAGUCAAACCGGUCGUUCCAUGGCAUCGAUAUGUCCCAAAUGGCUGUGGAAAGACCUGAUAUGUGCAAAGCAAUUCUGGAGCAAUUCAACAAAUACUACGAACAGGGUGCUAUCAAGCCUAUCUCACCUAUGAAGCACUUCGAGGCUACUAAUAUUAUCGAGGCGUUUCGAUACAUGCAGAAGGGGCAGCAUGUUGGCAAAAUUGUAGUCUUUAUGCCAUCAGAUGGAUCGAAAUUACAAGUUGCGGCAAAACCUCAUAUUGCAAAGUUCAAAAGCGAUAAAACCUACUUGUUGGUCGGUGGCCUCGGGGGUAUAGGCAAAUCUGUCUCUAAUUGGAUGGUACAAAAUGGCGCCCGAUAUAUCAUGUAUCUGUCUCGAUCAGCUGGAGCUUCCGAGCAAGAUAAGAGAUUUAUUCAGGAAAUUGAAGCGCAAGGGUGCACGGUACAGGCUAUCAAGGGAAGCGUUACGAGCUUGCAAGAUGUUUGUCAAGCAGUGAAGCAAGCAUUAAAGCCGAUUGCGGGCGUCUUUCUAAUGACGAUGGUUCUACGGGAUCGUGGUAUCUUACAACUUUCUCACAAUGACUGGUUCACAGCGGCUGCGCCCAAAGUUGAUGGCGCGAUCAAUCUUCACCAGGCUCUAGAACAUUGCGAUUUGGACUUCUUCACCUUGUUCAGUUCCAUAUCUUACGUUGUAGGACAAGUGGGCCAAGCAAACUACUCAGCAGCCAACGCGUAUCUGACAGCAUUCACUCAAUUCCGUCACGAACAAGGACUACCAGCUGGUGUUCUAAACGUCGGUGUUGUAGAUGACGUAGGAUAUGUCGUUGAGAAUCCGGCUCUGCUUGAACAAUUUCGCGCCCUGAGCUUCUACACUCUUGGAGAAAAUGAGCUACUCGCAGCCCUUACGUAUACGUUAACUCAUCAGUACUCUGCAGCCUCCUCUUCGGACGAUGGCUUCUACAACCCAUCCGAGCUGGCCAUUGGUCUCAAGAGCACAAAGUCACUCUCUGAUCCUGCUAAUCGCUGUAUUUGGAAGCGUGACCGACGCAUGGCCCAAGCACAUCUUCACGAUGCUGGCACAUCUUCUAGCAAUGGAGGUUCCGAAGACUUUGGCCAAUUCAUAAAGAGCGUCCACGCCACUCCGUCGCUACUCGACACGCCGAGUAAUGCUGACUUUCUGACAAGUCAAAUCGGCUUAUGCAUUUACAACCUCAUGUCACGAGAUGUAAAAGAUCUGGACUUGAGCCUUAGCCUCAUCCAGCUGGGCGUUGAUUCGCUCGUCUCCAUUGAGAUUCGCAACUGGUGGCGCCGCACGCUGGGCGUUAGCAUCAGUGCGCUUGAGUUUAUGGGUGCUGGAAGCAUUACCAACUUGGGCAAGUUGGCUGCCAAGGCCAUAAAGGAGGCGAACGGAGCCGCUUAA